UCCACUCGUGUUCGCUGCUCUGUGGAUUGUGCGCCACAGCAGACCGGGACCGGGGCAGACAGUAGCAGUAACGGCAGCAGCAGCAUAUUGUGUGAUACCGGAGGACUACUCUACCCACUCCCUGAGGUUUACUGCAGUUGUUUGCAGACUCAAAAAAAAAAAAAACCCAACAGAACAGCGCAGUGCACCUUUGCGCCGGUGCAUCUCUGAAAUUACCCAGACUAUUGUUUGGCUCAAGGAGCGAUAUUAUUUCCGCGUUUUAAAGCUGCAAAGUCGGACCGUGAAGUCGGUUGUGUUAUCCCCCCUUUCCAAGAGACGCACAAAAGACGCUCGCACUCCCAAGUCCACCUGGAUAGCUGAGGAAGCGGUCCGGUCCGGCUCGAGGUCCAGAGGGGAGAGACGGAGAGGAGAAGUUAGCGCAGAAGGAAAGAGGAAGAAAGAGCGAGAGGAGGCAGGAUGAAUCUCAAGAGCAAUUUGAUUUUCACCCUCUACACUAUUUACGGGAUUCUACUUAAAGUGAUGGCGUCAAAAGGCAAAGCACGAGGUGUCAGCGGUCAGUACCCCCUGGUUCAGAAUAUGACGGUGACAGAGGGUGGGACGGCGAACAUGACCUGCCGUGUAGCGUACAAUGACAACACCUCCCUCCAGUGGUCAAACCCAGCACAGCAGACCCUCUUUUUUGGGGACAAGAAAGCUUUAAGAGACAACAGGAUCGAGCUGGUGCGUGCGUCGUCGUCGGAGCUGACCAUCAGUAUCAGUGAUGUCAUGCUGUCUGAUGAAGGCAUGUACACGUGUUCCCUCUUCACCAUGCCAGUGAGAACAGCCAAAGCCUACCUGACAGUUCUGGGUGUGCCAGAGAAGCCAGAGAUCGACGGCCUGACGAAGCCCGCCAUGGAGGGAGACCACAUCACUCUGACCUGCAUGACUCAGGGCAGCAAGCCCGCUGCCGACCUGCGCUGGUUCAGGAACGAGAAAGAGAUCAAAGGUGCCAAAGAGGUGAAUGCAAGUGGGAAGACAUUCACGGUACGGAGCUCUCUGCAGCUGCACGUGGACAGAAAUGAUGAUGGAGUGGCCUACACCUGCAAAGUGGACCAUGUGGCUCUCACACAGACACCGCAGCAGGCCACUGAAGUACUGGAGGUCCACUAUGCUCCUCGUGUGGAGAUCGUCAACUCUCUUGCUGUCCCUCAGGAGGGUCAGUACUUAAAGCUGGAGUGUGUCUCCAAAGGAAACCCUUCGCCGGAUCCUGUGAAGUGGACAAAGGACGGGGCUGAACUUCCUGACCUGGACAGGAUGAUUGUAGAGGGGAGGGAGCUCACCUUUACUUCACUCAACAAGACAGACAAUGGCACCUACCGCUGUGAAGCCGGCAACCACCUAGGGACCAGCAGUGCUGAAUAUGUACUCUACGUCUAUGACGUCCCCACAACCCUACCUCCAUCCACCACUCCCCACUUACAUCCCAUCCCUCCAGAACCUACCGCUCUAUUAGGCACCCACGACUCAGACCCCACAGUCACUGGCAACAGAGAUCCAAAUGCUGUGGGGCAGCACGGUACUGACCAUGCCUUGAUCGGAGGAGUGGUGGCUGUAGUGGUCUUUGUCACCUUGUGUUUAAUCAUCGUCUUGGGAAGAUACCUGGCCAGGCAUAAAGGAACAUACUUGACAAACGAGGCCAAAGGAGCGGACGAUGCACCCGACGCCGACACAGCCAUCAUCAACGCCGAGGGCAACCACGCACACGCAGAGGAAAAGAAAGAAUACUUCAUUUAGACUGCAGGGGGAGUGCUGCCCAGCUCUCUCCUCCCCUUCUUUCAAUCUCUGUAUCUAUUUUUCUCUCUCCGUCUCCCCCUGUUUUUCUCUACACCUCUCGACACUGCCCCCGCUGGUCAACGAGGGAUCUGCAGGCAGUCCACAGAUGGAGAGGGUCCCCGAGUGUUUUUCCUGGUUUUACCUCUUUUUUUUUUUGUUUUUGUUUCGCCCAUUUCUAUCGUUUACAUCUUUAUUUCUUUUGUGUUUUCUUGGCAGCCGGUGAUCACAGGCAGCUUGAAAUCCCCCCCCCCCCACACUUCCUUAUAUUUUUUCCUUCAUCUUCGACGUGAAUGCCUGGAAGUCUGUAAAUCUACCCUGUCUGCUUCUUACAUGAGACCCUCUUUCCGACACCCAGACACGUACAAAACCCCCCUUUGUUCACACACGACCACAAACACAUAUCAUAUCUCACAUCAACACGGUGCCUAAAAAACACAGUUUUGAACUCCUGUCAAUGCCUUCAUGUAUGGUUGCAAUGUAAAUGCUUCUUCUAAGAUGGUUAACCGAACCAUCGUCUCAUUGCUUAGCUCACGGCUUUUGAUUACGUCUUUUUUUAUUUGAAUGAGAAUCUUUGCUGUUUACGCCUUAUACAUGUCUAUCACACUGAAUACGGUACUUUUAGAUGCUUCACUUCCCCCCGGCCCCUCUCUAAAUAGACUUGUAAUUAAUGACCCUUGUAAGAUAAGGAGAAGGUUUUGUGUAACACUGUAGCAAGGUUUGUCAGAUAAGUGUAUAAUAUGAUUUUUUUUUUCUUACUUUUAGGGUAGAGGUAAUUAAGGGUUGUGUGGUAUUGUUUAGAGCAGAGAACACACACACACACACACACACACACAUAUACACACACACAGAUGCUUAGAUCCAUCAAAUAAACUCAAUCAAGUAUAAAAACCAUUUGCUAAACCUGCUGUCAUGAUGUACUUUUGUCUGUAUAUUCCUGCACUGUCCAGGCUGCAGUUUAGCAAAACACCACCACCUUCAGCGAACACUAGGUUGUGAUUCACAUCAAGGGUUCAGGUGUACAGGAAGAGUCGCUCUCCUCGCUCUUAAAGUUGUAUAAAUUGUAUUGAAAUGAGUUUAGCUUUUCACUUUGGAUCAUUUUGCUUUUGUUUAUAUCACAUUGGGAUCAUUUUAAGGCUUAAGGACCCAACAACAUGUACAGUAAGGAGUAAAAACGGGAUACAAAAGGUACUCAGUAUGUAUUGGAAAUUUGCUGUUAAAUUAAUUUUAAUUAUUUCAAUAAUGUACGUUUGAUUGAAACCUCUUGUAUGUUUGAGGUCCAGGCAGCUUUCUACAGCAGUUUAUGACCACAUUUCUGUUCAUUUCCUGGCCUAUACAUUUGCAUCCAAUCAUAAUAUUACUUAAUGGAAACAGUAAUACAAAUCAGUGUGACCUUAAAUCACAUUUUCUGUUGUUAUUGCCACCUCCAAUUCAACCAGAAUCUUGUAGUUUAUUUAAACUGUUGAUGCGGCCAACAUGAGGUUAAGUCCCAUCUUGGAAUCUACAUACAGUAACUGCUCAUUGUUUUUCUCCAUUUUUCCAAUCUCCAUGAACUGGACUCUGAUUUCCAUUUCAUGGGGUUCUUAGCAAAUCCAAAACAAACAAGGGAAAUAAGGUGUUAGUUCUGGGUCAUAGAUCUGCAGGGGUCUCCUUUCCCAAAAACAACUUCAAACUGAUGACAAAAAAAAGAGAAGCACAAACAUGUCGGAUUGAGUAUCUGUGCUCCUUUGCCAACAACCAGAUCGCCUUGAGAAGGUUAUUUUUAUUCACACUGGUAGUGGAGGAGACGACAAGGACAAGACGACAAGUCUUUUAUUCACUUCUAGAUAAAAGAAAAAUAGAGCGCAUCUCCAUGAAAAUGUAAGUUAAAUCAUGUUUUUAUAUAAAAAAGAAAUGUUUCUAAUAUUUUUGGUUUUAAUGGUUCUAAGCUCCCUGCUGUAUUUUGUGUCUGCUAAAAUGUGGUUGAUUGUGACAAUUUGCUGUUCAAUUCUGGAUCUCUUCAAAUUUGUAUAUUAGCCAAUUUCUAUUUAGUUGUUGUUUUUUUUAAAUCAUUUUUCAUUGCAUCAUUCUUAUUAGGAAACUUUUAAACCAAUGUAUUUUGUUUUGGCACAAGGCAUGUAUAUAAUGAGUGAAAACUAAACUUUGGAAAUACACAUUAGCAUGUUUUGUUUGGUUCUUUUUCAUGUUUAAUUUAUUGGAAUUGAAGAACUCUUAAGAGGCCACAAAGGAAGUCUAUUUGGAACUUAUUUGGGAGGAAUAUUGUGUUUUUGGCGUGCUGUUUGGUGCUACAGAUCAGAAGGAUUUCGGUUGUAGAAUAUUUAUAUAUCUAAGAAAAAAAGAGACAAAACAUAAAAGAAAAUGAAGAAUCUCGUGUCACCUAAUUCUUAAAAUACAAAUUGGAAAUAAAACACAUUUAAACAAGUAAUGAAAUGAAAUAUGAAUACACACUAAAGAACACAAAACAUAUCCACAUUUAGAAUUUCUGUUUCUUUUCAUGUUUCCCCCGCUGUUCGUCCUCUAUCAUUUUGCUGGAAUGUGUUUGAUUUCCUCUCCGGUGAACGAGCGAUGAACACUGUGGCCUCUGGAACUAAAGACUUAAAGCAAGGCACUAAUCUGCUAAGAGGGAGCAAAUUAUUACCAAGGGCAAUAAAAUAGUGGGCCCAGCUGUCUCCAAUUCGACGGCCAAUUUACAACAUUAUGCAAAUAAGGUCAGCGAGUAAGGUCUCUCUCUGCGUCGUAACUCAAUGACUGCCUGAGUGAGUUUGGGAAUCAUAAAAUCGAUCGCGUCAGUUUAGACCUGUCACCUCUGAUGUAGACUUUAGGUUGUUGUGUAUCACAGUUCACAUAGGAAGUUAUUUGCUUUAAAAUUCAGACGCUUUGCCACAGUUUCCAUUUUUAACCAUUCUAGUGCGCUUCAAUCAUUAGGGCACUAUUAACUGGUUUAAUUCUCACCGCAAACCUUCAGUAGAUCCAGACUAAAGGGUUCUAGUCUGGCUCUGGUCUUUUGAAACCUUCUGUAUCACACGUGUGUAUAGAUGCAUAAAUGAAAAUGUUGUAAUGUCUUUUUACUUUUCUAUCUAGUUCUUUUCAUUGUGUCUUAACUCAGCGAAGGUAUCUAUUUUAUUUGUUUGUUUGUUUGUUUGUUUGUAUGUAUCCAUCUUAGAAAAAAAAGGCAAUUGGUCCAAUCCCAUUGUUGAUUCUGAAGUCAGAGAAGUGGGCUGUUUUCUGUUUGGCAUCAGAUGAACACUCAUUAAUAACCAGGUUGCGCUGAUGAGUCGGGGUUCAUGUUAGAAAUGAAACACGUGCCAUUUACUGAAUUAUGCACUCUGAUUAAUUUGAUGGAUAUUCCUUAUUAAAUGGUGAAAUGUCUUCUUUUUUUUUAAUCUUUCUAAAAACCACAUGUAAAUAUCUGUUCUGACAUAACAGUAAUGAGCUAAUUUGCUGCAAAUGGCUUUGUAUGAUUGUUAGACCAAACCUGAACCUUUUUUAUUUUAUUUCUUGUUCUAACAGCCUGGCUCAUACCAUCAUGCACUAUUUGACAAUGAUAGUCUGUGGCUCUGUGACAGCUUGGGGUCAGUUAUUAUCAGUCGUUCUUGUACGUUUUGUUUUUCGAUGGUUGAAACUAAGCUUUAAACUUGUUGCCUCUUUGCUCACCAACACGCAUCUGUUUGGUUGAUUUCCAUAACAUCACAGGCCUCUAAUUUCAUCAUGGUUGAAAAACAGUACAUUAGCUCUGACGUGGAUGGAGUAUCAGGAGUCCACUUUUUUUUAGUCUGAUGUCUUUUCAGUCUGAACAAACCCACUUUGAAGGUGCAGCUGAAGUUAAACAAAGACAGAUGAGGCAGUGAUUUUAGCAAGUUACUACGCUCAGAUUUGUUAAUUAUUUCAAAUUGAUGUUGGCACACAAAGGCCCUUUACAAAAUCCACACAAAUAGCGAUGUAUUUUUAGGUUUUAUACUAAAGGAAGAGACAGUGGUCUGGAGAUCAACGUUAAUCACAUUGUCAUCUUGAGAAAUCAUCCUUUGUUAUCUGAAGCUAAUCCAGCUGUAAUCAUCACAAAACAACGACAAAACAAUUUUUCUCCCCUUUUUAAUUUCAAUGUCUAUCAGAAUAGACAGCCUAUUCAAAAAGGCUCAUUUACUUUGCUAAGCGUAAGAGAUAGAUGUCAGAUGAAUUUCUCCAGUGAAGUAACUUCAACAACAAAAACACAAAUGCAUGCCUUGACUCACUCUAAAUGAAUAAAUUCUGUUCUGAGGUCAUUUUUUUGUCUUCAUGAAGUUGUUAUCUCAGUAAAUUUGUUUUCUCUCUAUCUUUAUUGUCUUGAUAUACCAUCAUAAACUUGGGAUAUUGAAAAAAACAGCAUUAAAAAAUGUUCAAAGUAUG
Messenger RNA from Labrus bergylta (ballan wrasse), 6192 nucleotides. It is a transcript of the gene cadm2a, whose product is annotated as cell adhesion molecule 2a. Lineage: Eukaryota; Metazoa; Chordata; Actinopteri; Labriformes; Labridae. The record is from RefSeq and is a predicted model, not a curated record.